Messenger RNA from Symsagittifera roscoffensis, 5512 nucleotides. RefSeq names its product rho-associated protein kinase 2-like. Gene Ontology annotation, molecular function: protein serine/threonine kinase activity; ATP binding. Bases 931 to 4821 code for a protein of 1296 amino acids. The transcript is spliced from 5 exons. Lineage: Eukaryota; Metazoa; Xenacoelomorpha; Acoela; Convolutidae. Gene Ontology annotation, biological process: actomyosin structure organization; peptidyl-threonine phosphorylation. Gene Ontology annotation, cellular component: cytoplasm; cytoskeleton. The record is from RefSeq and is a predicted model, not a curated record.
UCAUUAGCAUAUGCUGGCUAUGUUAAUUAAAUUUUUAAAGACAAUCGCCGUUGAAUACCAAAAUAAUAAAGAGUUUGACAUUUAGAUUCCGUUGGCUGUAAAUUUCAAAACAUUCAGAACAAAAUGAAAUGUCAUUGCGACAACACCGUGGAACUUUUUUGAAUUUCAUUCUUUUUCUACUAUGGAUAAUUAAUCAACGCAAUAAAAUAGAGGUAUCUGGUGACAAAAUUGAGAAAAGCGGGGAAAUUAAAAACAAUAGGAACUAUAUCUACCCUUGAAAGCAAUUUUUCGUUUUGAAUAUUCUGCUCAAAAAUGAGUUAAAAGUUGGUAGUUUCUUAGAAUGAAGUUGACCAAAAAUUUUAGAAAUGUAGGUUUGAAACUAUUGUGCAGAGCAGCCCCAUGGAACGAAUUCUGGGUAGUAAAUCAAAACAAAAAUGAGAGUUUUUCUAAUUCUGUGACCAUUGCGUUUUUUAUUGCCUUUGUAUGCUGAAAAUCUGUUACUCAAAUUUUAGUUAACGGUUUUUUCAUUUACAACUUCUUUAAGUAUGUUCGAGUUCCUCAAAUGUCUUUCCUCAAAUUGUUGCAAAGCAAAUUUAAUAAUUCAUUAAUAUGUACCUCCUUUACUCAGUAAAUUUUUAAAUUUUGUCUCGUAUCUUCAAUGCUCUCGUAUUUUCUCUUGAAUCAAAUUAUUCAUGUGUGGAGUGAAGCAUAUGUGAAUAUAUAUCUUCAAGCAUAUGUGAAUUGAUAUGUGGCUUCCUGAGAGCAACCGUUAGUUCUUAUUGUUCCCACCACUGAAAGUGAGGAGGAACUUUGUAUUCGGGUGUGUUUUAGUUUCUUUUUUUUCUAAAUGCUGGUGAUUGCAGGUACCGGAAGGACUACGAUGCACUAGAGAGGUACAGAGUGAGCACCAGUGACUUCACUGUCAUAUCCAUGCUGGGCAAGGGCGCAUUCGGACAGGUGAAGUUAGUACGUCACAAUGCGAGUGAGAAUGUGUAUGCGAUGAAGUGUAUUCUAAAGAGUGAGAUGCUCACUAGGCCAGAGGGUAUGAGCAGUUUCUGGGAGGAAAGAUUCAUCAUGGCAUUCGCUCGAAGUGACUGGAUUGUCAAAUGCCACUGGGCAUUCCAGGACACCCGAUACCUGUACAUGGUAAUGGACUACAUGCCAGGUGGUAAUCUAUUGUCUGGGAUCCUGGACAACGAGGAGUUGGUGACGGAUGAGAACCUCAUCUGCUUCUACACGGCAGAGAUGAUUCUGGCCAUAGAGGCACUGCAUAACAUGGGCUUCGCCCACAGGGACAUCAAACCCGACAACUGUCUAAUCGACACUAAAGGUCACUUGAAGGUGACAGAUUUCGGCACUGCAAUUCGCGUGGACGCCGACGGUCUCAUCCGCUGCAGCACAGCAGUCGGAACUCCAGACUAUAUCUCCCCCGAAGUACUGAAGAGCCAGUCCUCCAGUCGCAGUGUGUAUGGAAGAGAGUGUGACUGGUGGUCUCUGGGUGUGGUCAUUUUCGAGAUGAAGUACCAGGACACGCCCUUCUACGAUGACACUUUGGUGAAGACGUACUCGAGGAUUAAUAAUCACGUGGACAAGAUUGAUUUCCCACCCGACGAGGAGGGAUACGAACCUGCCUCACCCAAAAUCAUGGACCUCAUUGAGAAGUGUCUCAUCGCAGACCGGACGAAACGACUCGGACACAAUGGUGCUAGAGAGCUGAAAGCCCACUCAUUCUUCAGCAACAAACUAUGGACAUGGGAAAACAUCCACACAUACCCAGCUCCAUUUGACCCCAAAAUAGGCUCCGAAACAGACACGAAACACUUCAAGUACGACGCGCAAGAGGAUAACACAAAUAGGAUAUUCACGGGUGAUAUGGGGCAGUCCAAAAACCAGUUCAGCGCCGAACAAAUGCCCUUCAUAGGGUUCUCGUACUGCCCAGAAAUGUUCGCACGACUCACUUCGGGAAGUGGAAGCACAGAAACAGUCAUCAGUUUGCAGAAACAGCUCGACGAGGCGACGAAGCACUCGGAAAAGUAUCAGAAUAGUUACAACAAAGCAGAAAUGAGUCGAGCUAAAGUUGAAACAGAGUUCAACGAUUUGAAAAGAAAGUUGGCAAAAGUGGAGGUGGAAAAUGAAAGUUACAUGAAGAAGUUUGAAGACGUCUCUUCCAAUUUACAUAAAGCUAACGCAGAAAACUCAACUUACAAAAGUGAAAUAGACUCUCUGAGAAAUGAGAAUAAAAAAUUAAAAAGUGCAACUGGCGAUAAAUUGACAAAUUUGGAAGAGGAGAAAAAGAACUUAUCCGAGUCACUGCUUUCCGAGAAGAACAAAAACGCAGAAAGUUCUCGGAAAGUCGCCGAGAUGGAAAAACGAUUAAAGGACAUUCAGACUCGCUGGGAACGAGAAUGCGACGAAAACAAAAAUUUGAUCAGCGAUUUGCAGAACCGUCAAAAAGAGUUUGACACUGUUUACGGUGAGCUGAGCUCAAGUCAAGUCAAAGUGAAUUCAUUGGAAGAUACAGUCAAGUUCCAAAAAGACCAAAUAGCUUCAUUGACCAAAAGUGAAAGUGAUGCCAAAACUACUCUUGCCGAAAAGACAACAGAGCUUGCAGAGGUCAAAAGGUCUCAUGAGCAGCUAAGAGUGAUGCAUGAGCAAUCCAAAGAAAAGAUUCUAGAACUUACAGCUGAAAUUGAAGGUCUAACAGAGAACGCCAAAAGUUCAGCGAUGCAGGAAGAAAACGAUGAGAUUAAUGGUUUGAAAAAGCAGUUAGCUCAGGAAUUUGACGCAAAAAGAGCAUUGGUUGAGAAACUUCGUGGAAAAGAACAAGAACUAUACGAUGCCAAGUAUGAUUUAGACGCAAAUGAAGAGAUCAUUUCAGCAUUGAAAGUUAAGAGUUCCGAAAAUGAAAAACAAAUCGAAAAUUUAAGCGAGAAAUUCAAUGAAAUCAAGAUCGAAAAGAGCAAGUUGAAGGUAGAAAUGACUCAUAAAACAGCAGAAGUCGAGAGUUUGAAAACAAAGGAGUAUAAUUUGGGAAAAGAAAUUUCAGCUCUGAAGGAAAACAAGAGGUUUCUGGAGGCUGAAAAUGCGCGGUUGGAGCAAGAAUUGGAAUCGUCACGACAAACGGUCAAAGAUGUUAAUGAUGAGUGUGAAUCAUUACACAUGAAAAUGACUCUUUUGAGCAACAAGGUCGACGAUUUGAAAGAUGAUAAUGCUGAGAUCGAGAAGGAGCGAGAUGAAAUAACGGAGAAAGUUCAGGCUAAAGAAUUAGCUCUGAAGAAUUUGGAGGACAAAUUGACAGAAAAGGAGAAAAAGAUUUCAGAGAUGGACUCGAAAGUAAUGGAAUUGACGCAAAAAGUACACUUGGAGAAAAUAACCCACGAAGAGGAAAUUAACAAGAACAAGUUCAGUAUUGAUAAAAAGACGGAAGAAAUUGUAGAGUUGAGGAAUUUGGUGGAAAAUGGGAAAAGUGAAAUUAGCGACUUGAAUGGUAAAAUCAAGAGUCUAAAUGAAGAAAUCACUCAGUUGAACGAAAAGAUAAAGACUCUGCAAGGUGAUAAUGGAAGACUAUUGGAGGAAAGAAAACGAUUGAUUGAACAUUUUUCGAACUUCGUGAACAAAGGGGACUCUGCGGCUCAUUCGGGCGAUGGGGAUAAAUUAGCCCCGGCCAUUCCACCUUCAGACAAAGGCAAAGAGCACGUGACCGCAUUGAUUCGGGAGAAAAAGAAACUGGAAAUGGAAUUGGACAAUUACAAAAAGUAUUUGAAAAAGUACGAGACUGAAAUAGCAGGAGUGCGCCAUGAAAUAGACACACUGAAAGAUACGUAUGAAACAGUAGUCCAAGAGAACCAGGACUUGAAGGCAAACAUGCACAAAUUGAACGAAAGUAUACGAGACGGUCGAGGUCUUUCAAACGUCUCAGAUUCUAUCAUGGUUCCAAAGCUAGACGGAACCAUGAAGCUUGACGAAGUUCGCAGGGAAGGAAAAUUAGAAAUUCAACAAAGUCAACUGAUGUGUUUUGUCUCGGACAAAAAGGCGUCGAGCAAGAAAAGUCAGAAAUUCGUGGAGCAAUAUGCGGUGCUAGAAAGUAAACAGCUACUCUUUUACAAAUCAACCGAAGAUUAUAAAAUGCGCAAGACCUAUACCCAAGCUGUAGAUUUGACGCGACUUGUAUAUGUGCGAAAAGCGGCGCCUAGUGAACUUUUCCGAGAAAAGAAAGAAGAUGUUGAACAAAAAGUCUUUCAAAUUGUGUUCAGUCAAGAUGAAGGAAUAGUGCGUAAAAAAGACCCAGAAAUCAUAUUCGAAUGGCAUUCCCACCAGAUGCGAGACUUCACCGGAAAUGUGGCGAACUUAUCUUGUGACGCUUGCAACAAGCCCUUCAAAAACGCAACAUUCACCCUUCGUUCCACGUCUGUAGCAGUAAUAGAAUGCAAACACUGUGGUAAGAAAUACCACAAGGACAACUGGAAUGAAGAGAAAAUGCAGAUGCAUAAAUGCCCACUUGCCAAUAAAGCCAACGACAUUGUAAUGUAUAUCAAAGCCAGUAAUCCAGUAGAUAAACAAGAAUGGAUGAAGGAGUUAAAUAAGUUCUUGGCUAGUAUCCAGCGCAAGUCCGUCCUACCCCAGGGGGCCUCAAUGCGGGCCUCACACGUGGGCGCUUUUCCACUUUCUCUGUCAUCAUCACCGGGUUCCGGACUGACAAGUUUCAUGCUGGACUCAACUGCACCGAACACUGGAAGAAACAACUCGACCGCUUCAGGAUCCAACACCGAUGAGAAAGCUUUGUCGAGUAAUUCCGGUGAUUACAACAGUGCAGAUGACUAGGAUUCUAGAAGCACAUCUUUAAUAUGUGGAUGCUGUAAUAAUUCCAGAGUCAGUCAAUAAUGUCAAUGAGCAAAAAGUUCAGAAAACUGAAAGCUGUAAAUGGUCAUCUUCAUCUCUGACAUAUUAAAAUUUUGGUCUUAAUUAACUGAUUGAUAUCAUGCCAGGAAACAGUUAAUUAUUAAAUCCACAAAUUAAAGCUAAAUUAAUUAUACGUGCAUUGAAUGCAUAACUUCCAAUGUCUUCUACCAAAUUUUUAUUUGUUUGCUCUAACUGAUAAGUAUUGUUAGACAGUAUGCACACUUUUGGGGCGUUCGCCGUCAAAUAACCAAAGAACAGGACAAACAUCACGACUGAAAAGAUAUUAUCAUGAGAGUUAGUUUUUCUUUUAUCCAUUGUGUAAAACAGAACGCCUCUUUUCCCAUGGUUGCCUUCGUUUCGAAUUAUUUUGCCUUCUUUUCAAUAUUUUUGUGUGAUUUUCAUAUUCUUGGUCAUUUUGGCUAUAUAUUUUUGUUUGGAGAAAUCAAUGAAGAAGCUUUCAAAUUAUGUUAGCGAAAUCAAGACCUUUGUUUACAGUGUUUUGAUUUCCAAAAGAAGCGCAGGUUGCUACAGCGAAGAUUAAAUUGUGCCAUUUGAUAAUUGAUAAUCUCAAAUUCUGUUAAUCAUCGCUUUAAAAAUUUAUAAUAAUACAAUU